This is a messenger RNA of Klebsormidium nitens, 447 nucleotides long. The record is from the annotation of a GenBank genome assembly. Lineage: Eukaryota; Viridiplantae; Streptophyta; Klebsormidiophyceae; Klebsormidiales; Klebsormidiaceae.
AUGGCAGACGCAGCGCUUUUUACGGGGAUUGCAGCGGGGAAGCAGGUUUACAUUGUGGAUGGACGACAUUCUCGUGGCCGCUCGUGGAGCAAAGCGCAUUACGAAGGUGACGUGGACACGAGGCGGUCCACAACGGGGCACGUCUUUCUAUGUACAGGGGGCGGUCAGCUGGUCGAGCAAAUUGCAGCCAACGGUGGCGCCUCGACGGUGGAAGCUGAGUACCUGAGUGCAGCGCAAGCAGUCACGGUGAAGGAGGCGUUGUGGUUUCGCAAGCUUGAGGGAGAUCCUGAGUUGGACCUCGUCCGGAACAAUUUGAGUCCGGAUACUACUGCGCGACAACCAAGGGGCAACCUACGGCUCUUAAAGCAUCCAAUCGCUUUGCAGCGGUCGAAGCACAUUGACGUGAUUCACCACUUGGCACGCAAGGAGGUCGCGUUCGCGUACUAG